Molecule: messenger RNA, 957 nt
Organism: Zymoseptoria tritici IPO323
Lineage: Eukaryota; Fungi; Ascomycota; Dothideomycetes; Mycosphaerellales; Mycosphaerellaceae
Exons: 3
Coding region: 205-957 (250 amino acids)
Biological process (GO): cytokinin biosynthetic process
Cellular component (GO): cytosol
Molecular function (GO): hydrolase activity, hydrolyzing N-glycosyl compounds
Source: RefSeq, a predicted model, not a curated record
AGAAAAGGCUGAGCCGGAUAGACAGCGUAUGAACGCAUCGGCCUGCUCAUCGUCAAAAUCUUGCUCACAGCCCGAACACUAUCCUCUUAUAUCUCACCACUUUCUCCCGUUCAUUCCACCAGACACCCUCGCUACACUUCGCGCUUCGCACUUCUUGACUACGACCAAGCCACCUUUAUACAAAGAACACACAAGAUCUUCGACAUGUCCGCAAUUCCCGGAGCCGAUGAACCAAAAACUACAUCCAAAAUAUCUGACAGACCACCCACUGUCUGUGUCUUCUGCGGUGCCUCCUCAGGUGCUUCUCCGGCGCAUCUCGCAGCCGCCCGCGAGCUCGCCAAAGCUUUCCACGCCCACGGCAUCCGCCUCGUCUACGGCGGCGGUACAUACGGCGUCAUGGGCGAGAUCGCCAAGACCCUCGUCUCGCUCUCCGGUCCUGACGCCGUGCAUGGCGUAAUUCCCGAAGCACUCCUCCGCGGGGAGCGAGAUGAUUGCAACGGGGAGAAGGCCGCAGGUGAACUACAGCAGGAGAAUGGCAAUGCAAUGAAAACGCCAAUGCAGGUGAAGAGCGUGAUUGAUGAGAGCGUCUACGGACGAAUCAGCGUUGUUGAGGAUAUGCAUUCGAGGAAGCAGAUGAUGGCAAGAGAAGUCAUCGAGUCGGGUAGUGGAGGAGGUUUUGUGGCCUUGAGUGGUGGGUAUGGGACUCUGGAGGAAUUGAUGGAAGUUGUGACGUGGAACCAAUUGGGAAUCCACGAGAGAGCGGUGGUGCUGUACAAUGUGGAGGGAUACUGGGAUGGGAUUAUUAGUUGGGUCAAGACGGCGGUGGGCGAGGGGUUUGUGAGCAAGUCGAACGAAAACAUCAUGGUUGAGGCGAGGACGGGUGAGGAGGUUGUGGAUUGCUUGAGGAGUUACCAGAAGUCGGAGGGAAGGUUCAAGUUGAAGUGGGACCAGUCGUGA